GGCAGAGGAACUGAUGGAUGAGGAGGAGGAGGGUGAGGAUCUGGAGGAAACCAUCAGCAAGGACAAGCUGCGGGCACUGCACGCGAAGUUCGACAAGAACGGCGAUGGCAAGGUCUCUCUGGCGGAGGUCCUGGAAUUUGCCGAUCACCAAGCCCAUGCGAUUGCCGGAAGAGACGUGAAAACCAUCCUUGAGGAGAUUGAUGCAGAUAAAGAUGGAAAGUUGUCUUUGCAAGAGCACUUGAAUGAUAUCCAUCGUGAUGAGCCUGAGACCGAAGAAGAAAGGAAAGAACUGGAGCUUCAAAAGAAACUGGAGACGGAGAAGUUUAUGGCCGCCGACGCCGACAAGGAUCAAAAACUGGACAUCAAAGAAGUGGUAUCCUUGUUUUUUCCUGAAACCAACGCUGCCGUGCUGAGCGUUGUGGUGAAAGAUACCAUGAAGGCCAGAGAUAAGGAUGGUGACGGCGUGCUGAGCUUCAAGGAAUUUUCGGAACAGGAACCCGAUGAUGAAGGUAUCACUGUUGAAGGUGAUGAGGAAAAGGCUCAGCACGACGACGAGCUGAAAGACUUCAAGAAUUUGGACAAAGAUGGCGACGGUGUGUUGAACCUCGAAGAAUUGAAAGCAUGGGAGUCUGGUGUGUUCCACACUGAAGCAGCCAUGCUGCGGUUGAUUCAGACGGCCGACAAAGACGGAGACAUGCAGGCGACGGCCGAGGAACUGGAAAACGCGCGAGAAGAGUUGGCCAGUACAGAUGUCCAUGACCACCUGAUGGAGUGGGCAGAGAGCCAUGAACUUUGAGGGUCGGUUUGCGCCGAAUCACUCCAUGACUGCACAG
Cladocopium goreaui is the source of this 833-nucleotide messenger RNA. Lineage: Eukaryota; Dinophyceae; Suessiales; Symbiodiniaceae. The record is from the annotation of a GenBank genome assembly.